Molecule: messenger RNA, 3282 nt
Organism: Thunnus maccoyii (southern bluefin tuna)
Lineage: Eukaryota; Metazoa; Chordata; Actinopteri; Scombriformes; Scombridae
Exons: 2
Coding region: 560-2533 (657 amino acids)
Source: RefSeq, a predicted model, not a curated record
CUUCCACCACUGUGUGAUUCAAAAAACCCUCAUUUAUUCGUGGAUCAUUACCAGAAUCAGGUUUAUGUCAUAAUAUGAAGAUUAAACAGGAAAAAUAUUUACCUCUCAAAAUGUUUGCAGUUAUUUCUGAGUAUAAAACAAUCAAAUCGUAUGGGUUUCAUCUUUGAAAAUCAUUGUAGACAUUUAAAAAGACACUAAAUACUAGAACACAACUGGUCAGAGAAUGCUGCCGGUGCCUAGCAACGGUUGCCGAACAACGGCCGUUGCUUGGGGGCGGGAUUUAUGGAAAAGACAGUUCCGUUGAUCUGUGUGACAUCACAUUUUGGCAUUUCUUUGUUCCCUGUGACAUCAUGUUCAAAUCCCUUGAUGCUUUGAUGUUGAAAGCUUUGAUGUUGAUGUUAAAAACCCAAUAAGUGUCUCCCACACACUGAUUCUCAGCAUUGUGUUAAACUCAGACAUUGGUACGUGAAAACUGAGCCCAGUGCAGUUCACAGAGCCCAGUGCAGUUCAUAGAACGGAUCAAGUAUCAAGCAUCGAAGGUAACAUCAUAACAAUUACCAUGAAUACAACAGGAAACUUGUGCUUAGAAGAGAUGGCGGUGGUCACAGUCGACACUUUUCGCCCGCUGAUCCAAACAUUUGUUGGAAGGAUGACAGAGGACCGGUGGAUACUGCUGAAAUCCGGUUCUCCUGACGAUACCACCAAAAUCUUGUUGGCUGAGCUGCUGUUGGAAAUCAUACAAGCAAUGACAAACACCCUUUUGGCCACACUCAAGAACACAAGUGUGGCAAUUUCUGAGGAGCUAGUCGAAGUCAAACUGGGUGACACACUGAGUCAGAGCUUUGCCGAGGUUCUGGACAUAAAGGACCGAGACCAGUGUGACAGCCCCCAACGACUGACAAGCCUGCUGGCUAAGGAGGUUGCAGAGAGCGUCAGCUCUGCCCUUUCUGCUCAGAAGAGCUCUGGGUCUGGAAUAAGCCAGCACAUCACUCCUCCGCACAGACUUAACAACAUGCUCAAACAUGCUUCCAAAAUGCUUAAAAAGUUUGCCGCCAAGAUUAGAAUUCGCACACCCCGGGGACAUCGGCAGACAGUAAGCCAGACCACCUCCCUAGAGAAGACCAGCUUAGAGCUGUUACUGGAGGAUCUGGAGAACAAAGACUUCGAUUUCAUCUGUAGUUCACACGGGGAAGAGCUACAAACCCCAGAGGAGGAGCCACAAGACGCAGAGGAGGAGCCACAAGACGCAGAGGAGGAGCCACCACAAGACCGAUUUGUGGCUGAAACAGCUAAAGUAGUCCAGGAAAUAAUUGAGAGAGCUGUUAGUGAGAUCACAGAGCCUCUUUUGCAGGAUGAAGUGGAUUCGGAGCACGAGGAGCUGCAGUCUGAAUCCUCUUUUCAAAUUGAGGUUGUGUCAUAUGACAUCAGUCAACUCAUUGCCAGUGAGGUCUUCAAGUCUUCAACUCCACAAUCCAAAGAGAAGUGUAGACUCAGUCUGACAGAAGUAAGCAGCAUUAUAAAGACCUUCUUUGUGAAGGUCCUCGCCAAAACAUCAAUACUUCGCAUUGUGGCACAAAUGAAGAGGAAAUUCCGACACGAGUCCGAAGCUGAAAGCAGCCAGUCAAUGCAGUCUCUCAUUGAUAGUUUUGAGUCGUUGCUUUUGGGGGAGAAUGGGGAUAAACAGAAAGACCAAGGUGGGAAUGAGCUUUGCUUAUUUCCCAGAUAUAAAACUCUUUCUGGGAAUAACGUUGUGGUGAUGACCAAGAAACUCACCGAAAUGAUGUACUGCUACAUCAAAUAUGGGACCGUCAUGCCGGAGAUCAUCCCGAAAGCCAUCAGGAGGAAGGCAGCGGCUCGUCCUGUGGUUGAUCCUGCCAUGUAUGAGGACAUACGGAAGAAAAUCCGCUGCUUCCUGGCUCUGAUCAACUGGUGGCAGAAAACCCAGGCUGCCAGCCACUCCGACAGACUCACACUGGCUUUACAAGGCACUGAGUCAGUUGCACAGAGUCCCUUAAAAGAGGUCGCAGAGGAGAACGCAUGCCUGAUACCUACUCCAGCGCCAGCCACUAAACGUAAUAAAAAACGUAAUCGUAAGAAGACACGAUCCCCACAGGAAGUUGCAGGGGCACAGGAGGACACAAUGGGGGAGAUAAACAAGAAAGCAGUCCUGUUCCUCGUGGAGAGGCUGGUAUCUGGGCUGUACAACAAGGCCAAAUUGAACUGGACCACAACGCAGCCAGAGGUCAUCAUCCAGCGUCUCUUCGAGAGGAUAUGGGCCGAAGUCGAGGGAGCAGAAUUGAGAAUAACCCCAGAGAAGUUUGAAGACCUCGACAAGGCGGUGAUCAAACCCCUGGCGAAAAUGUGGGGCUGUGCAACGCAUUUGCUGAUUUCGAUUAAUUUACAGGAGCCACAAGCCGAAAAAGUCAUCACCAACUAUUUGUACCACCACCUUACUGCAAAGAAACGGAGUGCCAUCUCCAGGUUCUUCUCCUCACUGGGAAAAGCCCUCUCCAAGCCCUUCAGACGGGCAUAGAGGGUCAGGGUUAUUUAGGGGGAGGGGGUAGUUAUUUAGGGGGUAGGUAGUAAAGAGCUUCAGUCCUGCCUUACCUCCACGUGAGGCAGGACUGGAGCUCUCAGGGUAAUCUCAGGGGCCAAGCCCUUCAGAUGGGCAUAGAGGGUCAGGGUUAUUUAGGGGGAGGGGGUAGUUAUUUAGGGGGUAGGUAGUAAAGAGCUUCAGUCCUGCCUUACCUCCACGUGAGGCAGGACUGGAGCUCUCAGGGUAAUCUCAGGGGCCAAGCCCUUCAGAUGGGCAUAGAGGGUCAGGGUUAUUUAGGGGGAGGGGGUAGUUAUUUAGGGGGUAGGUAGUAAAGAGCUUCAGUCCUGCCUUACCUUCACGUGAGGCAGGACUGGAGCUCUCAGGGUAAUCUCAGGGGUCAGCAGUGGUUCUAUAUCUGAGGGCCUCCCCUUCAGACAUGGAGCCAGUGUUGAGGUUAUUUAGGGGGUGGGUAGCCUUCAUCUUGAAGGGAAAAAGUGAGCUGGGAAUUACUCUUUUCCUUCAAGAUGAACGCAGUAAAGAGCUUCAGUCCUGCCUUACCUCCAUGUGAGGCAGGACUGGACCUCUCAGGGUAAUCUCAGGGGUCAGCGGUGGCUCUAUAUCUGAGGGCUUCCCCUUCAGACAUGGAGCCAGUGUUGAGGUUAUUUAGGGGGUGGGUAGCCUUCUUCCUGAAAGGAAAAAGUGAGCUGGGGUUUAGGAGCUUCAGUCGUGCCCUGGAUGCAGAGCAG